GGAGGUGGCUACAUUGUGUCUAUUGUAUCCCUGGGCUUGCUUAUUAGUGCUUUUCUCCGGACCUGAAAUUCAGUGAAAGCCAUGGCUGAUGAGCAAGAAAUCAUGUGCAAAUUGGAAAGCAUUAAAGAAAUCAGGAACAAGACACUGCAGAUGGAGAAGAUCAAGGCCCGUUUGAAGGCUGAGUUUGAGGCCCUUGAGUCAGAAGAGAGGCACCUGAAGGAAUACAAGCAGGAGAUGGACCUCCUUCUACAGGAAAAGAUGGCCCAUGUGGAAGAACUCCGACUGAUUCAUGCUGACAUCAACGUGAUGGAAAACACCAUCAAACAGUCUGAGAAUGACCUAAACAAGCUGCUAGAGUCUACCCGGAGGCUACAUGAUGAGUAUAAGCCACUCAAAGAACAUGUGGAUGCCCUGCGUAUGACUCUGGGUCUGCAGAGGCUCCCUGACCUAUGUGAAGAGGAGGAAAAACUCUCCUUGGAUUACUUUGAGAAGCAGAAGGCAGAGUGGCAGACGGAACCUCAGGAGCCCCCCAUUCCUGAGUCCCUGGCCGCUGCAGCCGCUGCUGCACAACAACUCCAAGUGGCUAGGAAGCAGGACACUCGGCAGACAGCCACCUUCAGGCAGCAGCCCCCACCUAUGAAGGCCUGUUUGUCAUGCCAUCAGCAAAUUCACCGAAACGCACCUAUAUGCCCUCUGUGCAAAGCCAAGAGUCGGUCCCGGAACCCCAAAAAGCCAAAACGGAAACAGGAUGAAUGAAGAGAGGUGUGAUACAUAGAGCUCUGCAGCUCAUAACACCUCCCCUUGGCCAGAGUGAUUGAUGUCCUGAUGUGAAGAAACCCUUCCCAAACUCUAUCCAGUCUCCUAUUUAAUAUGAUGGAAGCACAACCCCUUUUUCACAAUCCCUUUUUCUUAUUUCUUUCUGAACUUGAGGGUUUCUGGUUUAGGAAAGGGUUUGGUUUAGGUGCUAAAGACAAUGUGAGUGUUUUUGCUGACUCUUUGUCUCACACCCACACCCACAUUUCUCUACCUUUGCCCUUGUUUGGAGCUCAAGGAAGGGCAGAAAACCCACAUAGGUUUUCUCUGUCUCUUGUGUCCAAGAUCUGGGGGCUUAAACUCUGAGCACUGGUGGAGGCCCAGAUCUUGUUUCAGAUGAAGGCCCCAUACUGCCUCUUCCCUGUGUUUUUUCCCUUGGCUCCAAGAGGAUAACAGUCCUCUUACUGGACUUUACAAAAGGCUUGGUGCAUAUAUCUUCCUCACUCCCAGUCUCAUCUCCUCCUCAAGGUCCAGAGGUAUCUUGGACAUGCUCUCUUUUCAUACUUAUUUGUGAGACCCAAAUAAGUAGAGCUCAUUUCCAUCUCCAGUCUCUCUAAUAUACUAAAGUUCUCAGGUACCUGGCUGUGUGUCUGACGAUCCUGAGAUCUGCAUGCAGGCCUUUCCCUUUUAUAACCCUAGCCUUUCUUUGCAGAUCAUCCCCCACAGUGAAAAUCAGGGAGCUCUGUCCUGCCUAACUUUCUGCCCUAAAUCAUUGGGCUUGAUGGGUCUGCUGUUAAGGCUAUCUUGGCCUGAGAAUAGUCCUAGGAUGUCAUCUGUGUUGCCUUUUGCUUAAAGUUACUACUGUGGCACUUAAUAAUAUAUCUUCAGAGUCAGUGGAGUGGGUAUAAUUCAUGUGAGUGUUGAUUACUUUAAAUCUGCAGGAGAGUAAGAUACCCCCUCCAUUCAUCCCUGCUUCUCUGGGGCCUGCCCUCUUCCGUUAAGCAACCUUAACUCAGUUUGGCUGCUGGCUGCCCCUUUUCUGGUUGAAAUAUGUAGUGGCAUUCCCUCCCCUCCCUAUCUACAGAAAGAAAAGACACCAGGCUCCCCAGACCGUACAGCUCUUCUCCCUAAUACACUCCUCACCCCUCACACAUCAAAGUUUGAACUCUAGUUGAUUGAUUUUCAGAGAGGGGGGCUGACUCAUUGAACAUGUUUUAGCUCUAGUUAUCAGUCCCUGACAAAGGUCCAGAGUCUAUGUUUUCCUUCCUUAGUUUUAUGUUGCCACAGUGUCUGUGUGUUCAUAGCAUAAAAAGUUCUUCCACUUUUUUAAAACUGAGAGUGCGAUGUUCUUACUGAUCAUUUUAAAUAAACAUUUGAUCAUUGGAAUAAAUGCUGACCGAGUGAGUGCCUAUGAUGAUCAGAUAUAAUAUUUUUUCCUCUUUUGUGGAAGAGACAGCACCUUUUGAUAUGAGAUGCUGCAUGCGUUCAGAGACUCUUGGUCAAAUUUACAGACAACUUACCACAUCUGCCAACAAAAACCUUACAAAAAACAUAAUAUGAAUGGUCAUUUUUACAGAUAACAAAACUGGGGCUCAGAUAGGGAGAAGUAUUUGCCAAUAAAUACAUAGGAAGAGGCAAAAUCAGAGGCAAACUCAUUCUGUAUGCCUCCAAAACCUGUGUUCCAGGAGCAAAGAGGGAGGGGAAGGAAGAAAAUUAGAGUGAAAGAAUAAAUUUAGGGGGAUGGAGGACAAAGAAGGAAUAGAUGGAGAGUAAUUUAUUUGUUAUAUUGUUAAAAUAUAAUAUACAUUCAAAUCACUUUGUUCAACAUUCACAUUUGAUGCUUACAUUAAUAAUCCUGUACUGUUUGUAAAGCAUGCAUUAUCAUCCACGUAUUACAGAUGAGACCCAGAGAGAAUAACUCAAUUCCCUAAAUUUAAGCAAAUAAGCGCAAAACUAUGGGAUCUAGGGAUAGACAGGGAUUGAGGUGCUUGCUUGCUGACUACUUGUAUCCUUGGCACCACAUGUGGUCUCCUAAACACCAUCAGAACUGAUCCUUGGGCACAGAUCCAGAAUAUAAGUCCUGAGCAUAGCUGGGUGUCACCCAAAACCCAAACAGAAAAAAGGAACCUUCUGCUCUGGAAAAAAUGGAAGGAAUGGCAAACA
Messenger RNA from Sorex araneus (European shrew), 2916 nucleotides. It is a transcript of the gene ZC4H2, whose product is annotated as zinc finger C4H2-type containing. Bases 82 to 756 code for a protein of 224 amino acids. Gene Ontology annotation, biological process: positive regulation of neuron differentiation. The record is from RefSeq and is a predicted model, not a curated record. The transcript has 5 exons. NCBI's taxonomy places the organism in Eukaryota, Metazoa, Chordata, Mammalia, Eulipotyphla, Soricidae. Gene Ontology annotation, cellular component: nucleus.